Galleria mellonella (greater wax moth) is the source of this 3676-nucleotide messenger RNA. Its product is annotated as adhesion G-protein coupled receptor G2-like. Gene Ontology annotation, cellular component: membrane. NCBI's taxonomy places the organism in Eukaryota, Metazoa, Arthropoda, Insecta, Lepidoptera, Pyralidae. The transcript is spliced from 13 exons. Gene Ontology annotation, biological process: G protein-coupled receptor signaling pathway; cell surface receptor signaling pathway. The coding region runs from base 205 to 3057 and encodes 950 amino acids. The record is from RefSeq and is a predicted model, not a curated record. Gene Ontology annotation, molecular function: G protein-coupled receptor activity.
AAAAUAAGAUUACAAAUCAAACAAAAUUAGUGAUUUAAAGGAUUUACAAGGAUUUAUUGAUCUAGAUUCACAAUAAACUAGUAACUAUUUUCAACUGCUCCUUCGAUGCUCGAUUAGUGUUAACGUGUAUGGUGGAAAUAAAUUAAAAAGUAAAGAGAACAAAACAAGAUUUAAAAUAAAAGAAGCAUUAGAACAUAGAACCAGAUGCGUUUAUUAUGUCAUGUUUGUGCAAUAUAUCUGCUCAUAUUCUCAACAUGGAGUCGAGCAGAAGAAUCGAAGAAUUAUGAGAACAAAAAACAUAAGUAUGUCACAGGGUUGUAUAAAAACAGUAUCCUAUUAACGUCUGAUAUAAAUAUAACUAAUUAUAUUUCAAAUAAAAAAAAUUCACCCAAAAUCAACACAGGUUAUCUAAGCAAUACCAGAACAUUUCCUGCAUCAAGAACCAUAAUCACAAACACAACUGUAAAUAUAUCAACAGAUUCAAUAAAGCCUCCAGCUACAAAGCCAGCAGAACUAUCGGACCAAGACACAGUAGACGUUGAUGAAACUUUCCAAAUUGCAACAAGUGACAUUCAUCAGGUAAUGGAAGAAAUUGUCAAAGAUAUCGGUAUAUUAAUAGAAAAUGAAAAUCCUGUAUACAUAAAUGACAUUGCAUCAAUUGUAGAUCGAGUUAACGAUCUCACAAAUAUACUUGCAACACAAAAUGUAACAUUUGAUGGUUCAUUAUUGCUUGGACUGGAAAACUUAACAAAGAUAGUAAAUCUCAAUAAUUCAUUUAAAGAAAAUCUCAUACGAGACAAUGUUGCCUUAUUAAUGGUAGAUGUCAAUGUUCAAUUUCCUAUAGCAGGAUUAAGAAUUGUUAAUACAGGUGGCGGAGCUUUCUCUAAUGCAUCAUUUGAAUAUCUUUAUGAUGAUCAAAAUGAAACUUUACUAUUGAUGAACGUAAGCGAUGCAGUAAUAUAUCUCCCAGAUGAUAUGUUGUCUAGCUCUCGCAUCGGUUUUGUUAUUUUCCGACAAGACUAUAAUCUUGGCAGAUUUGAACUUCCAAAUGUUCACCCACAUAUCAACAGCCCGAUCAUCAAUAUCAACGCGGGUAAAUCACAUUACGACGAGAGAAUUAAAUAUUACCUCAAACCGAGCACACAAGCAGCUGAAUACAUGUGUGUGAGUUGGCUAAGAUCUGAUAUAGAAUUGGAGCAAGGUAUAUGGGUGCAUUUUUUUUGUAGAAAUGUUGAUAAUGAAGCAGGAAUGUUGCAUUUAUGCGACUGUUCGGACACAUCGUUCAUCUCUCAUUACAUAACGGAAGAACUUGAAACAGUAACUACAACAACGACUACAAUAAACGCAACCAACACAGCUAGUGAGGAAUCAAACGAGACUGAUCAACCGACCACUCUGACAACAGCUGCUUCGUUAACACCAGAAGAGCAAAUCAACCAGAUUUUAGAUGACCUCAAAAACCUACUGCAAGAUGAUUCAAUUCCUAUACAUAUUUACGACGUUAUUGAAGUCUUUGAUCAGAUUAAUAACCUCUUAAGUAUAGACGAAGAUGUAACGAUUCCUGGCAAAAUCCUACAAUUGCUUGAAGAACUUGGUUCUAGAAUAGUACUAAACGACUCACAGAAUGGUACACUAGUGAGGGAUAAUAUAGCUCUGUUGAUGGCUAAUGUUGACGAAUUGAACCCUGUUAGAGGACUGCGGGUGGCUAGUAAAGAUGUCGAGGCAUUUGUCGAUGAUGCAUUUGAAUUUUUAACUGACAUCAAUGAAGUGCAUUUAGCUGAGACCAAAAGUGAAGCUGUAGUGGACUUGCCGCAGUCUGUACUCGACUUUCCAAGACGUAUAAGCUUCGUGGUGUACCACGACGACCGUGCCUUCAACAUCCCGGGCGACUUCACCGUCAAUAGCCGCGUGAUUAGUAUCAACGUGGAGAAUCUAACUCGCUUCGACGCUGGAGAGGUGGUAAAGAUACAUUUUAAAAAUAUGGAAGACCCAAAACGUGGUAUGAGGCGAAGUUGCGGUUAUUGGGCAUUCUUGGAGGAUGGAUCUGGAUAUUGGUCUCAAGAGGGAUGCACUUUUAUCCGUUCAAAUAAUCCGACAAUUUUGGACACAUGUCAAUGCGAUCAUCUCACACAUUUCGCUGAAAUUUUAAUUCCUCGGCCCGUCUUCUCUGAACGCAAUGAAAAAAUAUUGGAAAUAUUGUCUAUUAUCGGUUGUUCUUUAUCUAUUUUUGGCAUUCUUUUGAUAGUACUUACAGCUGCUGCGUUUAAAUCUUGGCGAUCGAAUUUUCGAAAUCGAAUUUGGCUUCAACUGUGUAUUGCAUUAUUUGUUUUAUCCGUUUGUUUUAUAGUUAUCGUGUAUAUGAAAUAUGAUGAAUAUAGUGUAUCAUGUGUACUCACAGGUAUUGUCUUGCAUUAUUCUUUAUUGGCUUCAUUUUUUUGGAUGUUGAUGGUAGCAAUUACUGCCUAUAUAGAUACGGUUGCAAUUAAAUAUGCAUACGCAAGGCACAUGUCUCAUAAAGUUAUGAUAGCUUCGUGUUUCUCUUGGGGAGCUCCUAUUUUCAUCAUCAGUAUACUUCUUAUAGCUUCUCCGAAGUGUUACGUUGGUCGUUUUGAGGAGAUGACACCUAGUGGCAGUUUCUGCUAUCCCUCAAACCUUGCUUUAUGGUUGUCCGUUUACGCACCUAUUGCUUUUAUAUUGAUAGUGAAUUUCGUAUCAUUUUUUUAUAUAAUGGGUGCCGUAUCUGCCAGUACAUGUAAUAAAAAAUUAGGAAAACAAAACGUGGACGAUUUUCAAGAGACCGUCAAAUGCGUUCGUAUAGGAUUUGUGCUAGUAUUCCUGUUUGGCUUGCCGUGGGUAUUUGGACUCUUCUCUUUCAACAUCGUCGCCGCUUACCUCUUCACCAUCACGGUGACCAUACAAGGGUUCCUUCUUUUCUUGUUUAUUGUGUGCGGCAAUAAAGACACCAGGGACUUUUGGUUCCGUACGCUGAUGGGGAAACCAAAACGAAAAUAUAUAUAUCGUUCAAAACAUCAUACUCACUCUACAUCUGUGUCUUAGUGUCAAUUGUAUUAGAUUGUAAAAUCUUUAUUAUAUAUAAUUUAUAUUGGGCAUAUUAAAAGAUUUAAUAUACAUUUUAUAUAAUAAUUUGACAUAAAGAAUAUUGUAAUUUGGAAAAUGUUUGGACUUUAUAAUUGUAAUAUAAUGUAGACUAAAUACAGUUUGACAUUAGCAUACCUCUGCGGGGUGCUGCAUGUUAUGUACCUGUAUAUGUAACUUCUUAUUGUACCAUGCAGCAAGCGAAUAAAUAUGAUUUGAUUUGAUUUACAAUAACGGACUUAUCCCAAAAAGGUAUCUCUUAUAGUCAACCUUUGAGAAGUCGAAAAAAAAAUUAUAGAAUGUUUAAAGAUAAAAACCAUACAGCUAAAAAUAAAAGAUUAUUAUAUCAAUAUUGUUUAUUAACUUUAUUAUACUAGUAAUUGGUAUAUAAUUUGUUAUGUACUGAUGUUCCGCCUCGACUUUGCACUUGUGCCUGCAAAUUAGGAUGUAUUGUAUUUUUAGAAAGAAAAAUGUAUAUAAAUGGUCGUGAAACUCAUACUAAGAGACCCAAAGUCCAUCUGUGUUACAUGAAUUGAAAGAAAUAAACGGAGAAACAAAAAAAAAAGAGACAGCGAUUGUU